AUGGUUGCGCAGUCGCUUAGCUCGCUCCUGCAGCAGGCGUCCAUUGACGAUCACGAAGAAGUCAUUCAGUCCUGCAACGAUGUUCUCGCCAAAUCAAAGAACGAUCUGACUGCACAGCAUAUCAAAGUCAUUGCCCUACUUAAACUGGAUCGAUAUGAGGAUGCGCUGCGCGCUCUGGAGGCCGGAGGUGAUGCGUUGAAGAAGCAGGCUGGAUUCGAACAUGGCUAUGUGCUCUAUAAAUUAGGCAAGCUCGAGGAGGCCUUGGAGACUGUGGCUCGAGCGACACCCUCACGGGGCGCUAGCCACCUGGAAGCUCAGGCAAGCUACCGUGCUGAGCAGUUCCGCCGUGCCGCCGACAUCUACGAGAAACUCGCCCAACAGGAUUCAUCGCACGAGGCGAAUGAUUUGAGCAUUAAUUCAUGGGCAACCGAUGCGCAACUCCAAUGGAAGGGCGAAUCGGACUAUGUGCGCCAUGAGCGACCUUCCCGGGAGGAUUUGGAGUCGUUCGAGACAUCCUACAAUGCUGCGUGCUUAAAUAUUGCUAAGGGUCAAUUGCGCCAGGGCGAAGUAUUGCUGAACCGGGCGAAGAAUAUCUGUCAAACCGCUGAGGAUUUAUCGGUCGAGGAGAAGGCAGCGGAGCUGCUUCCUAUAUCCGUGCAAUAUCUAUACGUCUUGAUGCAGCAAGGAAAGACAGAAGAAGCCGAGGCCCUUCUCAAUGAGAUCGCCGUGGAUGACAUCUCGGAGUUGUCUACCAAAAAGAUCGCUAAAAAUAACAUCGUACUUGCUCAACAAAGCGCACUCAACCCCUUCAUCCUUUACAAGGCUCUCCACGAUACCCCAGAUGCAAAGGAUAACGAUCGAUUGUUUGAUUUCCAGAGCAACAUCCUUACCGGUAACUCCCACGCCGUGGAUCUUCUCGUACAGAAAUACGAUGGCAUGAUCCGAUCAACAGCGAAGGGUCUUGCUAAAAGCUCCUACCCUGCUGGUGAUGCAAAGACGAACCUCCUCUCCGUCUACAACGCCGCGGCCCAUGCCCAGGGCCAAGAAGGUCAAAGAGCCUUGAAGAAAAUUCUUCCCCUCCUGGAGCGAAGGCCGAAGGAUCUGGGUCUACUCUUGACUGUUGUCCAGCUUUACGUCAACUCCGGCAACACGACCUCGGCCAUCACCGCUAUUGAGCGAUCACUCCAUAUCCUGGAGGAAUCGAUCUCUGAAGCUGACCAAGAAGCUCGCUUCAAUCCUGGCUUACUCAGUGUCCUUGUUUCCUUGUAUCAGCGCGAAGGUCGCAAGCUCCAGAUUCGUUCGACCCUCGCACAAGCUGCUUCCUACUGGCGCAACAAGCCUGAGCCACCAUCCUCUCUUCUUCGCGCUGCCGCCACAUCUCUCUUGCACUCUGAAAAUCCCUCAGACUUAAACAUAGCGGGAGACUUGUUCCGGUCCCUGUAUCAACAAGACUCGAACGACCGUGUUGCUAUUGCUGGCUACAUCGCGUCUAAAGCUACAUCGGAUUACUCGCAAAUAGAGUCACAGCUCAACGACUUGCCCGCAGUCGACGAGCUUAUCGCAGAUAUUGACAUCGCCGCCCUUGAGUCUGCUGGUAUUCUUCCCUCAGCUUCGUCAGCCGCGGCGGCGGCCGCCGCUUUCGCUGGUGCCCGUAAGCGCUCUGCUGUAAAUAAGGAUGGCCGUUCUGCGAAACGUGUGCGUAAGUCGCGGUUACCAAAGGACUACAACCCAGACAAGAAGCCCGAUCCCGAGCGCUGGCUGCCACUCCGCGACCGAUCUUCCUACCGACCCAAGGGCAAGAAGGGAAAGCAACGUGCUGCGGAGCGUACCCAAGGAGGCCCUGUGUCUGAGAAGACGGAGGAGUCUAUGCCACAGCAGAAACCUGGCGGUGGCGGCGGCGGAGGAAACAAUGCUAAGAAGAACAAGAAGAAGGGCAAGCGGUAG
Penicillium chermesinum is the source of this 1944-nucleotide messenger RNA. Its product is annotated as signal recognition particle subunit SRP72. NCBI's taxonomy places the organism in Eukaryota, Fungi, Ascomycota, Eurotiomycetes, Eurotiales, Aspergillaceae. The transcript has 4 exons. Gene Ontology annotation, biological process: SRP-dependent cotranslational protein targeting to membrane. Gene Ontology annotation, molecular function: ribosome binding; protein binding; 7S RNA binding. Gene Ontology annotation, cellular component: signal recognition particle, endoplasmic reticulum targeting. The record is from RefSeq and is a predicted model, not a curated record. Bases 1 to 1944 code for a protein of 647 amino acids.